AUGAAACUCUCGCUCGUACACGUUGUUACUGCCGCCCUCUGGCUUGCGACUGCUACCAUUGCCAGUCCUACCCCUCUCAAUAUUGAAAGGAGCGAUCUUGAAACUGACGGUAGAAGCGGAUAUAACCGCGUGCGAUGUGCCGAUGCUCUCGCUGCCAUCGAUAUAGUGAAGAGGUCCGAAGCGGAGACCGACGGGAGAAGCGGCUACAAUAUGCGUGCUGAGCUGGAGACUGACGGACGUAGCGACUACAACAAGCGCAACGAGGAUGAGACGGACGGGCGCAGCGGAUACAACAAGAGGGCCGUCAUGGAGACCGAUGGCAGGAGCGGCUACAACAAGAGGGCAGAAUUGGAGACUGAUGGAAGGAGUGGUUAUAACAAGAUGGACGAAUUGGAGACCGACGGCAGGAGUGGGUACAACAAGAAGGCUGAUGGAAACCGACGGAAGGAGCGGCUACAACAAGAGGGCUGA
This is a messenger RNA of Stereum hirsutum FP-91666 SS1, 471 nucleotides long. RefSeq lists its product as uncharacterized. The transcript is spliced from 9 exons. The coding region runs from base 1 to 471 and encodes 156 amino acids. NCBI's taxonomy places the organism in Eukaryota, Fungi, Basidiomycota, Agaricomycetes, Russulales, Stereaceae. The record is from RefSeq and is a predicted model, not a curated record.